Molecule: messenger RNA, 948 nt
Organism: Penicillium odoratum
Lineage: Eukaryota; Fungi; Ascomycota; Eurotiomycetes; Eurotiales; Aspergillaceae
Product: PhzF family phenazine biosynthesis protein
Exons: 1
Coding region: 1-948 (315 amino acids)
Biological process (GO): biosynthetic process
Cellular component (GO): cytoplasm
Molecular function (GO): isomerase activity
Source: RefSeq, a predicted model, not a curated record
AUGACUCAAUUGCGUUUCGUCACUCUCGACGUUUUCACCUCCAAGCCAUACUCCGGCAACCCACUAGCCGUAGUCUUCCUACCAGAAGAUGAAUCCCAAGCGCUGACCCAGCGCCAAAAGCACCAGAUGACACUGGAAUUCAAUCUCUCAGAAACAAUCUUUGUGCACCCAGUACGCGAACAAUCCAAGCGCAAAAUCGACAUCUUCACUAUCGAAGGUGAGAUCCCCUUCGCAGGCCACCCCACCAUCGGAGCCGCAACAUGGUUCCUCUGCCAUGCCCCAGAUGCCGCUGGUAGCGGCGUAAACACUCUGAUCACCAAAUCUGGCGAGAUCACCAUCUCCAUCCAAGAUCCAGCAACUCAGCACGUUGCUGCAAAGAUCGCGCAUAACACGCGUAUUCAUGCUGCGCGGUUCCCGGUCAAGGACAUGCUACGUCUUCAUCCGACUUUGGCGCCGUAUUUCGACCAAGAUGCGUCAUUUCCCUUGUUUUCUAUUGUGAAUGGCAUGUCGCAGACUUUUAUUGAGCUUCCGUCUUUGGAGGCUUUGGCGGCGGUUCCGCUUGCUGCGGGUGGCCAGCUCGUUCCCGUUGAUGGGGAUUAUCUGGAUGAGGGCUGGCGAUCGGGGUUGAUCUGUGUUUAUUUCUUCGUCCGUGAUGUUGAAGAUAGUGUUAUGAACCAGAAGGUUAUUCGGACACGCAUGAUGUUGGGUGGGCUUGAGGAUCCGGCGACUGGUAGUUCGGCUAGUGGGCUGGCUGCAUACCUGACGUUGACAGAGGGUCAGGCUGGAAAGGAGCACCGUUACCACUUUGUGCAGGGUGUUGAGAUGAAUCGACGCAGUGAUAUUGGAGUGAAUGUCACUUUCGGCAGUGAUAAGAAGAUCGAGCAGGUCGAGCUGACUGGCACUGCGGUGCAGGUGUCAGAGGGCAAGAUCCUGGUUCCUGAUGUAUGA